Molecule: messenger RNA, 7053 nt
Organism: Stylonychia lemnae
Lineage: Eukaryota; Ciliophora; Spirotrichea; Sporadotrichida; Oxytrichidae
Source: the annotation of a GenBank genome assembly
AUGCAUGCUCUAAAAGAUAUUCUAGAGUAAAAUAUUGAGCCUGUAACUUAGGAGAAAAAACAUAUCGGUCUAAUUCUGUACUUGGUUAAAUUUGAUGGAUCAGUUUAUUUCUAUAACAACGUAUUUAAAGAUAUAAUCUAGUCUAAAUCGCCUUGCACCAAUAAUUAAACGAUUACUGAUCCUUCAGCUAUUAAUGGCUAUUUUGAGAAUGUGAUUUAUUUGAAUGUUUACUAAUUGCAAUUUCAAAACUUAAUUAGCAUUAUAAGCAUGAAGCAAGGAUUCAUCAAUAUUGAGAAAAACAAAUUUGAAAAUAUCUUAUUGACAAACUCUUUAAUAAGAAUUUAAGGUGAGCUAGAUAAAGAGGUAAUACAUGCUCUUAUUGAAGAAAACUCUUUCCUCAACAUUAUAGUAAAAGGAGGAGCAGGAAUAAUACACUUUGAAAAACAAAAUAUGGGUUCGGCAAUUACUAAGAUAUCAAAGAUGACUAAAUGCGGUGGAGGAUUAACUAUAAAAAAUAACACCUUUAAAUUGAUAAUAGGAUGUGAAAUGGUUGAUUCAAGUUUGUUUUUUAUCGGAUGUUAUAACCAAGAUUACUAUUUCUCAUAACCAUACAUGUUAUCAUAGGAAUCAUAGUAUGAGAAAUUCCAGUCUGAUUACUAAGUACUGAAUAAAUUUUAAGAAUUUUAAGAUAAUUUGAUUGCGGCAUCUUCAAAAACAAGUGAAAAAGUAGCUGUUUAAAAAAUGAAUCCAACCACUUCUUCUAUAAAUUUGGCCUCCAAUUUGGAUCCAAAUAGAAUAAUUUUGUAUUUAAACACGUAUGAAGAUUGCUACAGAGGAGUUACAAUGAGAGAUACUCAAUGGAACUCUGAAUUUCUCGGAACUCUUAUUUCUUUUGUAAACAUACCUUGGAUUGAAGUAGAUUCAGAGGAAUAUUUAAACAUUGGACCAUUUAAUAAGAAUUAGUUUGAUUUGAUUGCUAAGUAAUUGGGAAUAUAAGGAAGCUUGACAUUAUAGUAAGAUUAUAUAUACAAUUAAUUGAAGGGAUGUUGUAUUUUUUCCCUUUCUGGUGUUUCUAAUUUCUCCAUUACUGGUACUUCUUUCUAAAACGUUUGGACCAUUGAUGAUGCAUAUGUUGCUUUUAAAAGUAUUGGCACAUUUAAUUCCCUAACUACAACGAGAUAUGGUUGGAAUCCUUUAAUGGCUACUUAUAAACUAAAUAAUAAAGUCAAUUUGGGUGCUAGUUAACCCUUAUUCUAUAUUAAUUUCUAGAAUUGCACUUCUUUUACCUUGAGCAAGUUCAAUUAUCAUGACAAUUAUGCUCAGUUCUAGGAAGAUAGUGAUUUGAGUCUUAUUGUCACUGUAAAAGAUUAGAAAAAUCCAUUCAGAUCAAUUAAAACAAAACUAAUUGAUGUAUAAAUAAAUUCUGUUUAUGCUGAUAGAGGAGCACCAUUUUUCGAAAUUUAAUCCUCUUAAAUCGAUUUAGAAAAUGUCUAUAUACAAGAUCCAAUCUUCAAGAUUAACAUACUAUCAACAAGCAAUCGAGAUGAAUAUUUCAAUGUUAAAUCAAGUAUAUUUUCUGAAAUUAAUGGAACUGAUGUUCCAUUGUUUAUGAUAGCAUCUACUGCUACUGUAACCUCUGAGAAAUAAAUCGUUAAAUUUUAGAGUACUAAUUUUUACAGUAAUAUCGGAAAGAGUGCUGCUAUAUUAAAGAUUCCUGAGAAUUUGAUGAAUGGAAUACUUUUUAAUGAUUGCAUUUUCUCUAAAAAUAUUGGUGAUUAUGGCUUAAUGAGAGUAACUGCUAAAAUUGGAACCAUAUAAUUUUAACAAUGUGAAUUUUCAAGUAAUUAUGGAAAACUUGCUAAGGAUAUUUAUAUUGAAGGGUCUUCUACCUCUCAAAUGUUGAUAUAUGAGAGUAGAUUCAAAUAAACGGAGGUUGAUUCAUAACAAAUUAGAGAUAAUAUCAUCGAUAAUGAUCAUGAAAGCUAUUUUUUAGAUCCAUCAGGGGUGGUUCUCAUAUCUAUAUAAUAAGUAAAAAUAGUCAAUAGCAGAAUUGAAAAUUAUCAUUUUGCAUAAAGUGGAGGCUUUAUUAGAUUAGAAUCCAAUUCAAAGGCCGAAAUGAUUAACUGUAAUAUUUAAGAAUCAAGUGCAAAUUAAGGUGGAGCAAUUUUAAUAUAAAAGAGUAGUGAGAUAAUUCUUAAUGGCUGUACAAUUGAACUUUGCUAGGCUUAUUAAUCUGGAGCAGUUUAAGCAUAAGACACAUCAACACUUACAAUUAUUUCAUCUAAGUUUGUCAAUAAUUUUGGAGUUGACUAAGGAGUCUUUAGUAUUUAAGGCUAUUCUAAAUUUUCAUGUGAUGACUGCUUUUUUUAAGCAAAUGAAGCCUAUACAUAAAACUCUGUGGGAUAAAUUGUCUAAUCAUAGAUUGCCUCAAUGACAAACUCUAGAUUUUUUUCAAACUUCAUUUCUCCUGGAGGCUCUUAUAAUUUAUUACAGAUUAUAUCCUCAAAAGUUACCUUCUCCUUGUUCUACAACACUUUAUCUUCUAUAGGCUUUGAAAAAGUAAAUGGAAAUUUCAUUCAAAUUAUGGCCGAGUCAAGUAUCGAAAUAAAAGACUCGACAUUUAAAAAAGGUAUGGGAAAAGAAGGAGGUGCUAUUUAUAUGCUUGGAUUUUCAUAAUUAGUUAUUGAGAAUUGUAACUUUACAGAUUGCUCAGUUGAUAAUUAAGGUGGUGCAAUUUACGCAUCAUCUUUUGAUAAAAUAGAUAUUAUCAAUUCAAGGUUUGAGGGCAACAAAGCAAAAGUAUUUGGAAGUGCAAUAUAUGCUUCAAAUUCAAUAGGAACUUUGAAUGUCAACAAAUCUUCGUACUUUUAUUCAAAAGAUUCUUCUAACUUUAUCUAUUUUUCAUCAUUAGAAAAAGCAAAUAUAACUGCAACAACUCUAGCAAGCAGCUCAAUUGAUGAGGAUACAUCAUCAACUUACUCAGCUAUUUAUCUAGACAGUCUUAAAUUGUUCUAUUUUAGCUAAUCCACAAUGAAAUAAAUUGUAGCUAAUUAUACUGGUGGAUGCAUGUACAUAAGUGAAGCUGCUAGUAGCAAGCAGACUGCAAAUUUUGAUCGAUAUUUUAUCGACAACUCUGUUUUUAGUAAUUGUAAAAGCCUCAGAGGAGGUGCUAUAUUUCUAGAUUCAGUACAAGGUGUAACUAUUGGAAAUAAAACUACAUUCAGUAAUAACUAUGCCUAUGUUUCAAAGUUCAGUAGUAUUAGUGAUUAGGCUGAGGGCAUUGGAGGGGCUGUAAAUUUCUAUUGUUAAACUGGAGGUGGUGCAAUUUAGUGGAAUUAUUUGGAACCAACUUUUAAAAAUGUAAUAACGUAGCGUUUAACAGAAUUACAGGUAAAUUAUAAAAAUAACACUGCUGGAGUUUAUGGAGACAAUAUCUCUUCAGUUUCAAGAGUCCUCUAAUAACUGACAAAAGAUUAGUACCUGUCAGUCAAGGCUAAAUUCGAUACAUCUACAUCAAAUGAAAGAAUGAUCAGAGCACUAUAGGAUAAUAGCUAGCAAGGAAUAACUUAAAAAUAAAAAUCAGGAGGAGUAAUGGACCCUAUAUAUUUCGCAUUAAUAGACAAGUACGGAUUCAUUGUAACAAGUGAUGAAACGAGCAAACUGUACCUGCAAGUAAAUUAAAACUCAAACUAUAAAUACUAAACUACUUUUGAGACUGAGACAACAUUUUCAAUAAAAAACGGUGUUUUUGCAGUUGAUAAUUUAGUAGUAGUCGCUCAACCGAAUUCCCAAUAAUCUUUCAGCUUUUCAACUGAUGGCAUUGACUACAAUAUACCCGAUAAUGCAGCUUAUUAUUUGGAAUAAAAAAACCAGCUAAAACUAGACACGGUUUAAAAGAACCUAGGUUUUAGUUUAACGUUUAGGGAUUGUGAACCUGGUGAGGCCUUGCUAUCAAGUGGCAAAUGCUCAGACUGUAGUGAAGGAACUUACUUGUUGAUAACUUCUACAGGAACAUCAAGUUGUAAAGAGUGCUAAUCAGAUAUCUCAUAUUGCUUAGGAAAAGAUUUAGUCUAUCCAAUGAAAAAUUAUUGGAGAAGUAGCAAAAGCAGCGAUAAUUUUAUUAAAUGUAGAAACCAUAUAUAGUGCUUGGGAAUGAAUCCUCCAGAAAACAAUUUCUUAGGCGCCUGUGCUGAGGGUUACUAAGGAAUAUUAUGCUCUGAUUGUAAAAUUGGAUAUUCGAUCACAAACAAUUUCGAAUGUUCAAAAUGUCCUGAUGAUUUAUCAAAUUCAUUUAAGCUUUUGGCUUUAUCCGUAUUAAUUAUAACUGCUCUUGUAUUCUUGAUUAAAUUUACAAUUGCUGGUGCUCUUGAGCAAAAGAAUUACCUCUCAGUUUUUAUUAGAAUUUUAAUGAAUCACAUUUAGCUUUUGAUAAUCACAGCUUCUUAUGAUUUAUAGUGGCCAGAUUAGUUGAUUUAAUUCUUCAAUUCAGUGAAACCUGCAUCCGAGGUAACUACUUAAUUCCUUUCUCUAGAUUGCUUCAUUGAUACCAGAAAAGAUAAUAAUGAUAAAGGUACAAUAAGAUCUUUCUAUGCAAAAACAAUAAUGCUAGCUCUAGCUCCAAUUCUAGCUGUGAUUACCUGCUUUUGUGCUUGGAGGAUUAUUUUUUAUCUUCAAGAAAGAAAGAAAAACAAAAUUUCAAACAGGAAAUUUGAUAUCAAUUUAGAUUAGUCUAGUCAAAGAAAAGGCCUGACUACUUAAUAAGUGAAUACAACAAAUCAAGAGGAAUAUGAAAAAGUUUCUAAUAUGAGCAUCAUAAGUAAAAAUCCAUUGAAUUAGCAAAAGCUACAAUCGAUGGAGACUGACGGAGAAAUUAAAAUGACAACUGAUUAACUUGAUGAAAGUUAAGAAAGCAUAAUCUUGCAAGAAUAAGAUAGAAGGAGAGGAAGAGUUGUUUCAUCAGUUAUUAUUAUACUGUUCUUUAUUCAUCCUACUAUCACUACAUAGAUGUUCAGUGCAUUCAGGUAUCUCCUUAAUUGGUAUAAUCUUAACUUUAGUUGCCAAGAUAUUGAUGGAUAAAUGAGAUUAUACAGUGAUUUAGAAGUUAUUUGCUAUUCAGGUCUUGGUAUUCCUGCUUACGGAUUCUUUUUGCUUUUUAUAAACAAAGACAAGCUGUAGAAUAUAUACAUUAAAGAGAAAUAUUCUUUCCUCUACAAUGGAUAUAAAGGGCAUUCCUUUUUCUGGGAGAUUUUUAUUAUAUACAGGAAAAUCAUAUUUAUUUUCAUAUAGGUGUUUUUGGCUCAAGUUGGCAAAAUAGUCCAGCAUCACUAUCUCAAUAAUCUUGAGACUUUGUCCUUGCUUUCUUCUGCUCUCACUAUUUAUUGCGGUCUUUUCUACAUUUCAGGUCAUGAGGGUCUAUCUGUUAAUGGAAUGUUUCUAAUUUACUGGAUUAUCAGAUUUAUGAUUGAACUAAAAUAGACUAUUUCACUAAAGUUUCCAAGAAUAUACUUUGCAAUGUUUCUAUGUUUCAGUUAAAAGAAAAGAGAAAAAGAAAAAAUGCUCCAAGACUAUUUAAAAAAGCACACAAAAUUCAUUAAAAAUUAUAGCACGAUAUGUGAAUACUUAGUUUAAAAUAUGAAACUUUAUAAUUCUGGUCUUAUUCCUCCAGAAGAUAGCGAACUAUAAUUACUGACUUUAAAGUUGAUGCAAUUUAAAGCAUAGAUGGAUAAUUCAAGAAAAUUAAAAUCUCUUCAGAACCUCUCUGUAGAGUAAUUACUAAUUUAAAAAGAUAUGAAUAACCUGUUGAAAAAUAAUGUGAAAAAUGAAAGUUCCAGACAAUGUGAAAUAGAUUUUGAAUUUGACAACAAUGAAAACGAUGAGCAGCAAACGAAUAGGGGUCAAAGGAAAAACUAUCCAAUAAAUUAGACAUUUGAUGAAUAAGAUGAUGAAAUGAUAUAUGGUGACAAUAAACUAAUUAAGAAAAUAUUUUUCGAAUUGAAAUCAUAAAAGAAGCCAGGAACUUCUUACUCUUCAAAAUCAAUAGAAAAUGAUAAUAGUCUCUUUAGGAAUAAUCAGAUUGGCAUUGAUUAAACUUUGUCAGAAUAUCCCUAUAACUUAAUAUUCAAGAAUCAGGUUUUGAUUUCUGGGAUUGAUGAAGAACCAAAUAUUAAAGUAGAGACUUAAUUCAAGAAAUAAAUCUACUAAAAAAAAGAUAUCACAUCUCUAGAAUUCACUGACGGGUAUACUCAAAAAGAUAAAAGACUUAGAAAGAACAGUAGUCUACAAGAAAACCAUUAAAAUGAUUUAAAGCAACAAAUUGAAUAAGAGGAGGAAUUGAUCCAAAGCUUUAGGAAAUUGAAACAAUAAGAGAGACAAUCUAAUUAUUCUGACGAUAAUUUAAAAAAAUUCAACAUAGAAUUCUAAAGCAAAUAAUUUAAUAAGUUUCCUUAACACAGGCAAAAUUUCAUAAGUCUUUAUGAUAUAAGCUAGACAAAAUAAUUGGAUUAGGAUAAAGAUGAGGAUCUUUAAUUAACCAUUUAGUCUUCAGAAGGUUAUGAUUCUAAUAAUUUUAUGAGCUAAUUGGAACAGUACUAGAGUAAAGAUAUAAAUAGCAGAGAGCAAUAAAAUAUAGAAUUCAAAGGAAGUAGCAGAAUUGGUAAAGAUAUUUCAUUUGGGCGGAACUAGAUUAUAGGUUAUAAAACAUUUGAUAAAAACAAGAGGAAAAGAUUGAGUCAGUUAGAUUAGAAAUAAAUGAAAGAGAUAUUUGGUAAAAAACUUAGAGACUCUAGAUUUAAACGAAAUUUCUAGGCUACUGAUUCAGGAAUCUAUGAGAUGCCUGUAGUUCCAGUAGAUUAUGAUGAUAAUGCUAUUGAUGAAUAAUUGUCUCUUGAUUUUGAAGAUGAUAAUGAUUUUGAAACAAAUGAGCUAUAAUCUGAGAUUAUAGAGAAAAAUAAAGCUCCUAAGGAGUUUUAAAGUUAAUAAGAGUAUGUAGAUCUCAGCAAUUAGAAAUCAAAUUAGCUUUUCAAAAAUGAUAGCCUAGAUAUUAAUGAUUUAUGA